AUGCCGUCGUCAAUCAAAAGCAUCGGUGUUGUGGGCGCCGGCAAUAUGGGGUCCAUGAUGACCCUCCGCUUUGCCGAGCUUGGCCUCGCCGUCUCAGUCUGGGACAUUGAGAAGAAAAAUGUUGACGAGGUUGUCGACUAUGCAACAAAAGAUAAAGACAUCAAAGGCCGUGUUCAAGGAUUUUACAACAUCAACGAGUUUGCCAAAAGCCUGGAGGGAAAGUCUGAUCGGAAAUUGUUCAUGUUCUCCAUCACGCAUGGGGGGCCUGCAGAUGACGUUCUACGUAUGAUCAAGCCUGAUCUCAAGAAGGGUGAUAUUAUUCUCGACGGCGGCAAUGAGAACUAUCGAAACACCGAGCGCCGUCAGAAAGAAUGCGCUGCCAUUGGCGUUAGUUGGAUUGGCAUGGGUGUUUCUGGGGGUUACCAGUCUGCACGACGCGGUCCUAGUCUCUCGCCCGGUGGAGACGCCAAAGCUUUGCAGCUUGUGAUGCCAUUCUUGGAAUCAUAUGCCGCCAAGGACCCGAAAACUGGAACUCCAUGCGUCAAGCGCAUGGGGCCAGGUGGCUCAGGCCACUAUAUCAAAAUGGUUCACAAUGGGAUUGAGGGUGGUAUGCUCUCCGUGCUCGCUGAAGCUUGGCAGUAUAUGCACGAUGGUCUCGGUAUGGAACACUCGAAGAUCGGCGACGUGUUCGGAAAGUGGAACGAGGCCGGCGAAUUACGCAGCAACUUCCUCAUUCAUAUCGGUGAAAAAAUCCUUCACACUCGCAGAACCCCAGAGGGUGAUCAUAAGGGUGAGGGAGCGAGUCGGGAUGACGGAUAUGUUCUUGACGAUGUGCUUGACAAGGUUGUCCAAGACGAUGAUGGCACCGAAGGUACACCCCUCUGGUGUCUCAUGGAAUCAGCCUCCCGCCACGUCUCGUGUCCCACUCUAGCGGCAGCUCAUUACAUGCGUAUCUCGAGUGGAAAUCGAAAGGAGCGUGUGCGUGCAGCCAAGAAACUGGAAAUGCCCAUGCCCAAGCCAAUCGAAGGCACUCGAGAUUACAAGGAGAUUAUUGAGAAUCUCCGUCAAGCCGUAUACUGUUCUUUCCUGGCAUCAUUCUGCCAGGGACUGGAGUUGAUCUCCCGGGCCUCAAUAGAUGAAGGCUGGAACGUCAACUUGGGCGACUGUUUGCAGAUCUGGCGGGCUGGGUGCAUCAUCCAAUCUGAUCAUAUCGCAGAUCUUCUCCAACCGCCACUAGCCACGCACAAUGAGUUGACCAAUGCCAAGUUUGUGGACUCGGUUGCGCACGAACUUCACCAGAGCUUCCGGGGUCUGAAGGAAAUUGUGAUGGAAGGCACGAUGUCGGAUCAAUAUAUUCCUGCACUUUCUGCUACUUUGGAGUACCUGAAGUAUGAAGGUGGACUGGGACUCCCCACCAAAUUUAUGGAAGCCCAGAUGGAUUACUUUGGUGCACACAACUACAACAAGCCUGGCAUUCCCGGGGAAGAUCCAGGUCCUGUGCACAAGGGCCCUCACCAUUACGAAUGGCUGCCAGCUUAA
This is a messenger RNA of Penicillium salamii, 1539 nucleotides long. Lineage: Eukaryota; Fungi; Ascomycota; Eurotiomycetes; Eurotiales; Aspergillaceae. The record is from the annotation of a GenBank genome assembly.